AUGUAUUCGCCCCAGGCCAUGUUCCACCACUACAAGCGAGCCAUGGCGGCCAGCGCGCGCGCGGCGCUCCUUCUGGGCUCGCUGCUGGCGUUGCUGUCGCUCGAGGCGGCCGCCAUGUGCCCCUACCACAUGCUGUGGAUGGAGGGCUCGCCGAUGAAGCUGCCUGACGAGCAAAUUGCUCAACACAGCACCGCGCGGGGUGUUCAGUUUCACCGGACGCUGCUGCAGAACGGCGCUCCCGAAAACCGCCAGGCUGACGGCAAGGUGGAAGGGGUCGAAUUCCCCAUCGGCGGUGGCUCGUGCGCGUACACGAACCCGAUGACGCAGGGCAGGUCGUGCAUCCAGUUCACCGGGGAGUUGUGGGCCAACGCGCCGGGCAGGGCGGAGAAGAGGUGCACGGUCGAGGGCCCGUCGCCGGGGGCGACGGACGGCGAGUACGCGGCCGAGGCGCUGUGUGAGGCGUUUUCGGACGCCGACUUCGCCGGCGUGUGCGUGCUGGACGCGGGCGAGGCGGAGGAGGUGCGCACGACGUUCCUGAGCCGGGUGGGCGAGCCGGCGUCGUCGUGCGAGCAGCUGAAGGCGGUGUGCGAGACGUUCGUUGGAGGGAUCUUCGACGGGCAGGGCGGCAAGUGCGGUGCGGGACCCGCGGCAGACACAGAUCGGGGUCCUGUCAAUACAUCGGCACCGUGCCAGCUUUCUCCUGGAAUCGCUGGAGGUGGGCACAUGCACAUCGACUCUCAUUGGGACUCCACUUGCGAGAACCAGGAAAAUGAGUAUGCGCAGCCUUUGAGGUGGGCAGCCGACAUAGAGACUGUGCUCAUUCAGAAGGGGAGCAGAACAGUCGGCCGGAUUUACUACGACAUUGCAAACAAUAGGAAAAGGCAAGAUUGGCUGCAUGUUGAGGGCAAUGAAGCAUCUCUGCUGUUUGGAAUCAAGAACGCAACCGCUGUACAUGUACAUGGGGAGCUCUCCAUAAUGGAUUGGGACAAGGGUGUCUGCAUCAAGACCAAGGUGCCUGUGGGCAACUUGCGGUCCAAUUGGGUGCUGGACAGCUAUGGUGCAGGAACCGUAUCCCAGUACCUGGGCCCAGGGUACAUCCUGUACAAUGGUGCCUUUCGGCAUGUUAGGCAGUGGCGCAAGACAGAGCCCCUGGAAAACGCCUUCAUGGUCCAGAGCUAUGACGAGGAGCAGGAGUGGGAGACGCCGGAGGGCAUGAAGCGUCGCCCCCUUCUCAGAGAGACCCCUGGGUCUCCUGGCCAGGGCGACGCCAUUGACAUCUUUUACAACCACACUACCGAGUUUGAGGACAGCGUGUUUGACAUCCUGGACGGAUUAGAUUGCAGAGCGAUGGAAGGGGGUGGAGGCGGUGGCUUCGGCGAGUUGAACACCAACAGCACUUUCCACAUAGACUCUUCUUUUGUGCGAGUGGAUUGCGACGACUGUGGCCUUGUCUACAGUGACAAGGAGGCAGAGGACAACGUAGCUGAUGCGAAAGCGCCAAAGGGCAACGCAACGUACCUCAAUGGCACGGAAGUCAUAAGGCAAGAGGGGCUCUUGGAGCUGACGUGGGAAUAUUUUCCAGACAGCGACACUUUCUCUUUCAACUUCAAGAGCGAAGUGACGGGGAGCUGGCUCGCGCUGGCAUUUCCAAAAUUCAGCUGUGCAAUGGUGCCCGCCGACGCUGUCGUUGCAGUGCCAGGAGAUGAUGGAUCGGAGGACGAUAUCUCCCCUUACAAGAUGGAAGUGGCUGCUUUGAGCGGCGUUGUUCUGGACAAUGGUCAGGUUCUGGAGGAUGCGACUCUGACUAAAGCCGAUGGGAUGCAGGAGCUGUCGUUUUCGAGAAAGGCUGACAAUGGGGGGGAGAGCGUUUUAAAUCCCUUAGCACCAAUCGACUUAACUUGGGCAAUUGGAUCGGAUAUGGCCCUUGGGUACCAUGGGGCAGACGGCAGGGGUUGUUUGACCAUCAACGGGGUCGAAUCGUGA
Messenger RNA from Ostreobium quekettii, 1983 nucleotides. The record is from the annotation of a GenBank genome assembly. NCBI's taxonomy places the organism in Eukaryota, Viridiplantae, Chlorophyta, Ulvophyceae, Bryopsidales, Ostreobiaceae.